Molecule: messenger RNA, 785 nt
Organism: Aedes aegypti (yellow fever mosquito)
Lineage: Eukaryota; Metazoa; Arthropoda; Insecta; Diptera; Culicidae
Exons: 2
Coding region: 148-747 (199 amino acids)
Source: RefSeq, a predicted model, not a curated record
AAAACAGCUUGCUGGAGACCGUGUGCCAAAAUUUGGGUGCUGAUUUGUCUGCGGUCGGUAUAAAAGCGGGACUCGUUGCAUUGGAACAGUAUCUUACAGUUCCCGUUCUGAAGUGAAGGUAGUAAUCGCACCCACGCAGCCACCAUUAUGAAACUGCUCUCGCUGUUGGUGAUCCUCGGAGUUGGCUUUGCCAACGCCACGCUCCGAUCGGAGGUUGAUCAGCUGUUGGUAUUCUAUCCAAUGGAACAAGUCCGCGAGAUCUACAACUGGUGGAUCACCCACGAUGCCGAAGUCGGUGAGAUCUUCGCCUUCAUGCAGUCCAACGAAGCCAAUAGUGCCUGGAACGUCCUGUACACUCAACCAGAGCUGCAGGGAGUUUCCGAUUGGACUGCGGCACGCGAUGUCGAUUUCGGCGAAUGGUUGUACAGUAUCAUUGAACUGUUCGGAUGGUUUCCGCCGAUGCCAACCAAUGUUCGCAGCAGCGGUGCUCGCUCCUGGGCUUCCAUGAUGGAGGAAAUCCGUUCCGUUACCGAUACCGAUGGUGCGGUUGCUUUGGCCAACAUCUUCAUUGCCACGCCCGGAAGCGAGUUCGCUGAACUGUACCGCAUGACCCAGGAUGCCCGCCCGGCCUUCACCCGCACCAUUGAGGAUCCCGAUGUUAUGCGCUGGUCUGCCCAGAUGCGCGCCUUCGGCGUUGACAUCGACGGUACCCUGGAACGUCUGCGUGGAUUCUUCCAGUGGAACUAGGUUCUUGCAAUAAAGGAUGAUGAUAGAUGAAAAAUGAA